Messenger RNA from Seminavis robusta, 579 nucleotides. Lineage: Eukaryota; Bacillariophyta; Bacillariophyceae; Naviculales; Naviculaceae. The record is from the annotation of a GenBank genome assembly.
AUGGUUGCAGUGACAAUUUACAAUGCCUGUGGUGCUGUUGUUGAUGCUCAAUUUGUGAUGCUUCAAUUUGUGCUACCCGAAGGGUGCCAUCGUCGACUUUCUUUGAUUCGAUUUGCCCAAGAUGACAAAAACUCUGUUAACUUGUUGACCAAGGAGAGAGCAUUGCCUCCAUCAGUGCAGCUUCUCAAUCCAGAGGAAGCAUUGUCGCUCCAAGAAGGUCAGGAUCACACUCUACUGACUCUACAAUUAAUCAUCGGCAAAGAAAGUGAAGACGACAAUAACAACGAGCACGAGGAUGCUUUGCACUACAAAGGAUUUGUUUUGAGAAACUGCUUUGGUCGUGUACUCUUCACAGAAUUAUUUUCAGAGGAUCUUACGGCAUCAAUGGCUGACAACGCAGUGAAGCUACGGUGCUUUCGAUGCAGUUGCUUCACAUUGGAUGACAUCAAGCGCAACUCAACACUCAUGGGACAAGGCACUGCCACUGUCAUGUGUCCCUGCACUAUCUGUGUCUCUCCAAAGAAAGACUUCGCCUUCUAUCUUAUGAAACCACGUGAUGAGCAACCUCUCAAUGAUUGA